AUGAAACUGGUUUUCGUUAUUUUCUUAAUUUGGUGCUGUGAUGCCGACUUACCCAAGCAAGUACGUGUAGGCGUCCUGGUGCCAAUAACACCAAGAUUGAAUGGUGGAUUUAGUGUAGGAGAAGGCAUUAGAGCAGCUGUUAAAGCCGCCUUUGACGAUAUUAACAAAGAUAGCACUAUACUGUCUGGUCUGAAUUUGACGUAUGUGAUUCAGGACAGUGGAUGCAACUCAGUGAAAGCUGCGGGGAUCGCUGCUGACCUCAUGCACUCCCAAGCUUCCAUAGAUGCCUAUAUUGGUCCCGGAUGUUCAAGAGCAUGUAUUUCAGCUGGACUUCUUGCACAGUACUGGAAUAAACCAAUAAUAUCCUUCUCUUGCUCGUCAUCUGAGCUAGAGGAUAGAGAAAAGUACUCAACAUUUGCCAGAACUCAACCAUUUAGCCGGACGUACUCGCAAAUUACACCAUCGCUUCUACUAACAAUCAUGCUACACUUUCAGUGGAAAAGAGCAGCCAUACUUGCUACAGACGACUCUUCGACAAAGAUUUGGACCCCAGUUGCCUUUGAGUUAAAGAACGUUUUUAAAGAAAACAACGUAACCGUUUCUUAUUUCAAUGUAUAUAAAUUGACCGGAGAUAUAACAGCUCAACGUAGACAGGCAGAGAUUGAGAUGGUACUGCAAGAGACCGCGGAGAAUGCUCGAGGUAAUCCUUAUUUGUAGUGUUAAGAACCUCUAAAGAUUAAAAAAGUAAGGCGGUUACACUUGCAAGAUUCAAAGAGGCUUCAACGGCUUUUUUUUAAAGACAAAAAAUGCGAUAUUCCAGGUAGAUGGCUUUAAGAUAGGCACAGGAGAAUGAUAUGCUAAGAUGUGUAACGAUAUAGAUCCAAACUAGCCAGGCUAUUAGGUGCUUCCUUGAGUCAUUACACGGGCUUGAUCAAUAGUGAAAUUGAACGCCGAGCUGGUUGUGCUUGUUAAUGCACGCAACAAGGUUUUGCACUUUGCAUCAAGCAUCUAAGGAAAUACAAAAAAAUGGUUUAACCUUCAAAAGGAGCCCCACAAUUUCCUAAUUUUGACUCACAGCCCGUUACAUGGCUAAGAAUAUAUUCACCUUGCCUUCUUUGACGGAUCGGUGUUCACUGUGAAGUUAACUUCCAGUUAGAACAAGAAAAAGUUUAUGCCCUAUGCACUUUGGGUAAUAACAGCUUCUCAGAAGGUUCUUAAAAUCAAAUUUACAGUGACCGCCACUGUAGCCUAGUUUUAAAUUUAAUAACUUGUUUUUUUUUUUAUUCCGUUUGUUGUAGUUGUCUUCAUUUUGGGCUCCAUAAGUGAAGUGAUGCGCCAUUUGAUGGUAGCUAGGACGCUUGAAAUGUUAAACGGCAACUACGCGUUUAUCACUUUAGACUUUUUUGUCUCAGAAUAUCUAGCGACGUCUUUAGCAAACCAGUCACCGUCAUUGAAUAGGAAUGAAACGCUGGAGUCAUUUGAAGGAUUAAUAACUUUGUCUGUCAAGAAGCCAAGAUCCGAUGAGCUACAUAAUCUGACAAAAUGGCUGAAUAAUGGACUAAAGAAAAUUCCAGAAUACCAAAGUCACUCCGCUUCUUCAAGGGUAAACAGAACGUUAUUUUAAAAAUAUAUAUCUCCCUGGAUUUAUGACAACCGGAUUAGCAAACAUUUUGUAAUUUCCCUCAACUUCCCCUGUCUCAGCUUUUUUACUGUGUUCCUUGCUUAUGUACUUUUUCCUUGGUUGUUUUCUUGUUAGAGAUUUGUAUAGAAGUGGCUGUAGACAGAAUUUCGCGAAUUUUUGUCACCCCAACCCCCCCCCCCCCCCCACCCAUGUCUAUGUGUCAAUCAGUUUGUUACCUGUUCCCUGCGAAAUUCUGUCGUUUAUCGCCCAGCGAAAAAGGUAGUGUCUUCCUAGCUAUAACCAGGCACUCUUUGACUGCCGUUUCCUCAACUUCAAAAUUUCCAGACUGAAAUGACAUCGGUUUGAGACUUCCCGGCGUCAGAUUACUGCGUCAUUUUCAAUUUGGACUCCUUGAAAUACUUCUAGGGAACACUAACUUACUGCCCGACGUCAGAUAAAGGCUUUUAAUUGGCGUUUGAAUGACUUUUUAUUGUUUUAAAUUACCAAGUAGCAGAAUGAGUUGAUUUCUUUGCUAACCCGGUUUUAAAAAUCCAGGUAUUUACAUAUUAAGUUGAAAACCCCUUUCAUGGUAAAUUAAUCAGUGGCAAAGACAGUUCGUUUGAAUCUGAAUCUAAUGCAGUUUAGCCUUUGUAACUUUUUCAAAAAGUAAAUCCCUGAAACAAAUUUAACACUUAGGCUCCGCAUUAUAAAAUCGAACCAAAUAAAAGUUAAGGAUUGGUCAUUAAUGUUAAUUUAAUUCAAUUUAUAUUCCUUGUGAUAGAAUUUGGUAGUUCGCAGGUAUGAAAAGCAUAAAAAUAACGUAACUCUACUUUUUCCAAAACUUACUGCCUUGAGUUUUAGUUACAUUUCUGAACACCACUUGAGUCAGACUAUUUUGAAAGGGUGGCCGUUCAGGUCAACUUACUCAGAAAGUAAACUCCUUUCUCAAACUUAUCUUGGUAUUAUGAUUAUUAUUAUCGUUAUCAUUAUCAUUGUCACAGUCGCUGUCACUGUCCUUGUCAUUAUCAUUAUCAUUAUCAUUAUCAUUAUCGUCAUCAUUAUCAUUAUUAUUGUCUUAUCAUUAUCAUUAUCAUUGCCAUUGUCAUUACCAUAUUGCAAUUAUCGCUGUCAUUUUCAUUAUCUUUGUCAUUGUCUUUGUCAUUGUUAUUGGUAUUGUCAUUAUAAUUCUCAUUACCAUUAUCAUCAUCAUCAUUUACUAUUAUCAUUACUAUUACUAACAAUAUUGAUCCUGAUAAUAUACCACAGAUAUUUCCUUAUUUUGAUUUUUUCCUUCCGAGGAAACAGGCAGCCAAGACCGCGCCUUACCUUUAUGACGCUGUAUGGCUCUAUGCACAUGCACUGAACCGUACUAUCACUGAUGGCAAAAACAAAUCAAACGGUACAGAAAUCUUGAGAAAUGUCAUGACGACUAAACCAUUGUUCACUGGUAAAUAUUGCUUGACCCUUUACCACUACACGUGUCUUUUAGUAAUUCCGAUUAAUUGUACUGUAAAAGUAGCCACCAGCCGUUACCAGAACAAGUGGUUCCUAUCUCAUGGGUCAAUUUCAAUAACCUGAAAGUAUCAUUCACUUUUGCAGGGAUGUCAGGACCUGUCAUGAUAGAUAAGAGAGGAAAUCGAGUGCCGGCUUUCGUAUUUGAAAAUAUUCAAAGCAGUUCAAAUUUACCCUUUUUGGAGCUUAACGUUAACGGAACUGAGGUCAAGCAGUACACAGCAAAGGUCGUUUGGCCGGGGGGCUCGACCAGAAUUCCUGAUGAUGAGCCGAAGUGUUUGUUUGAUCCCUGUAAAGGUAACAAGAUAAUAUACACGUAAAUGCUAGGAGCCCUUAGAACUUUUGAAACUCUUGUAUGGGAGUUCCCUGAAAAGAAUCUCAAAGUCCUUAAAUGGGCCAAAACACCCAGUUGUCUCUGAUAUUAAACAGCUUGCAGUAGUUUUAAAAGUAGCUUUGUUAUGCUUUAGAGGCAACCCUUCCCUGGAGUGACACAAAGAAACAUUAUAUGGAAAUCUGUCCGUUAACUAACUCUUCAAGUUCGGCGAUCGAAAACAAAUAAAUGGAAGAGGCUCUUCAACGAUGGCAGCGAUGAAAGCGAUCUUUGUGACGCUGUUCGCUGAGGUCUAGAAUAAAAUUCUAUAUUAAGGCUGGUUUCCGAAUAAUGUUUGCGAUGGCCUGAAUCGUUCAGAUCCCUGGAGUUUUCUCAGCGAUCGCAACGCUUUUCUUGAUAACCAAAGGAAUUAUGAGGCUCUCAUUUGACUUUUGCGUGGAGGUUUUAGCGGGUAAGAAUUUGUCAGUGGUGAAAUUUUAAUUCACACGGAUGAAAUAUUACAGUUUUAACGAAACGAAAUUUUGUUUACUGGCCAAACAAACUAAUUUGUCUGAAAAUGUGAAUUUUUGCUUAACCGACACAAUCUCGCAUCGAUAUAUUAAACGUCGUCUUCUGCAAACUUAGUGUUUUGGUUAUUCGGUCUACACAUCUGGCACGAUAAAUUUUGCCGUCACUAGAAAUUUGGCCACGCCUGUUCAUCAGAAACUCAUAGUUUGUGUAUUUUUCACUGAAAUUUGCUUAUUUCGCCGAAUUUUGGUGAGGUUUGCUAACUUCACUUUUAGCUACUUCUGCAAAGUAGUGUGGUGUAACUUGGGAAGAGAAUAUAGAACCUUUUCUUACCUCAACCUAACCCCUAUCGAUGACAUUAAAGAAAAAAUUAUGUCAAAAACGAGAGCAAGUGCUUCAUCACGGGUUCGAGACACCGAGAAACAGAUGAAAGCACGAGGCCGUAGUUAUUCCUAGUAAACAUGUGAAAGUACUGAUUUCUCUUACACUACUUCUUCUGUCGAUAGACCGUAUAGGCGAAUCUUUGUUUACAGUUUUUGCCUCAUUAACAUACGCGUUUCAUUCCCUAAUCAACUUAUUAAGAAAACUCUGAAUAUUGAAAGAACAUUAACAAUUUCAGUUAUCUCUGGAAAUUAGAGCCCGGUAUACCAAAUAGUUUCGGAGAAAUUCUCUUCCAAAUGCUUAAAAGUUUUCAAAAAAUGAAUAUGACCUCCUUAGCGUCUUCGCCACCCAGCAAUUUCGCAAUUCUUGAUUGCUGCUAUUUCCUUUAGUAUUCAAUGCAAAGAGCUGUAAAUUGUACAAACUGCUCAAAUUAACCAGCAAUUUCAACUUUCGAACCCAAUUUGUUAAAAAGGACGACAUCUUCUACGGGUUAACUCAUAUGUUAAUGAGCAAAAAUGUAAACAAUUAUGUCAACAAAGAUUUGUCGACGCGAAACUUCGUUCUAAUGAAACGAAAUUUCGCAACGAAAUUUCGCCUCAUGCAGAGAAAUUUCGCUUCGAUUAAUCACCUUGCUGGCGAAAUUUCGCUGCUUUUUCGUCUGAAGCGAAAGUUCGCAAUUUGAUUGCCGAAAUUCGCGUAAUUUCGCUUAUUUCGGCAAAUUUCGUUUGCAUUUCUUUUGCACAGUACUGUAUAUACCGUUAAUUACCUAAACAAAGUUAAUAAUUAUAGGACUAUCUCAGUAUAAAUGGACGAAUUUUGUAUCGUCAAUGUAAAACAGCUGGAUUUCCUAUACCGGGUACGAAUCUAACAGCUCGUAGCCUGUGGACAUCCGCUUACUCACUUAUAGACAUCUCUUUCCCAUAUUUUUAUUUUAAGAGGCAGUGGCGGUGUACACAUUUAAGUACGUGAUAGGUGACCAUUCGAUAUUAUUCGCUUCCAAGGGAUUCUAAAAAGCCCCAGGGCACAAGGCGGUAUUAGCUUGGAAGUAUAGGGAUUAGAAACAUUUUGUCACCCACCAAAGAACAAUGACCAGCCAAUCUUUCUUCAAACGGCCUAAAAGAGGUUUAAAUACUAUUUAAUUCUUUAUAUCUUUUCAAGAAAUGGAGUUGGAUAGCUGGCGCCUAAUUGUUGUCGCAGUUCUCUCUCCGCUUGCUGUUAUUUUAUCUCUCUUGGCGCUCUAUCUGUACAGGUAUCGAUUUAAAAUGUUUCAUUCUUUAAUAAAAUGUGAUGAAGUAUUUUUGAUUUCAAAAAUUCCGUUGACUUUUCCUGGGUUCCUUUAGGCGCAAGAAAUACGAGAAGGAUCUUUUUAACAAUGCUUGGAUCAUAGACUUCAGUGAAAUUAUACCAUUAUCAGUGGGUAACGGGUUUGCUAGCAAGGUAAGUAAACUGAAUACUGAAAUAGUCUAACAAGAAAUUGGUAAGAGCAAGUAUCGAGCCUCAAAUCAUUUGCAAGUCUGAUCUCAGGAGCGGACAGUUUUGUAAUCAUUGCCACAGAUACAGAUUUGUAAUUAAAUAGGGGACCCGCUCAUCAAGACCCAAGAUAAGAUGGUCACAAAGCCUCGAAAAUAAUUUUUCCUGGUCAAUCUGUGCGGCCUCAGUUUGGCCUAUUGGGCCCUCCGAGCCCCACUGCCCCUCCUCUACAUCCCCCACUUGAUAUUGCAUUUGGCCUCCAAGGCCUUCUAGGUUUUGAUACGUUUAAAGACGUAGGUAACCGUUUUGCAUAAUAAGUUGUGACAACGAUGUUUCUUAUUCCUUGUUCUUCGGUAUGUUGCAGGUUGCUAAAAGCUUUUCGUGCGUUUCCCAAAAUUCUGCCCAAACUGAAUGGACUGCGGGGAAACAAGCAACACCACUCGUCGGUCGAUACAGGGUAAAGCCUUACAGCUUUUUACAACAUUUCCUUUAUAAUAUCAUGCAAUCAUUUAAAGAAAAAAAUUAAGACUGAAAAAUUCUUUUUGAGAUUGAAGUUUAAGUUUGAUACCUAAAAAGUGGAAGUAAAGGAGUGAGGAAUUAGUCCUUUGAGGUCUUUUCUUUUCUUCCUUGUAUUGUUUGAUCAUUUCAUUACUGUUCUUAUCAUAUAUAUGUUACUAUUAUUGUUAUUUUCGAAUUGUUGUUAUUAUUACUAUUAUUGUUAUUUUCAAAUUGUUGUUAUUAUUAUUAUAUUAUUAUUAUUAUUAUUAUUAUUAUUAUUAUUAUUAUUAUUAUUAUUAUCAUUACGAGGAAACAGGCUGGUUAAAGUACUUCGACUAGAAACUGUCACAGUCUCUUUUUACAAAAGAUCAUGUUUCCAGAAAUGGCACGCUCAGUGUGUUCUACGGUAGGUAUAAAUUCCCCCAAAGAAAAACUUGUUAAAACGGACAGCAAAGAAACAACGCCGCAAGCAUCCGUGUUACAUCGGCUUCUGUAUGACAGUGUGUGAGGUCUGAAACAUCCAGGAACAAAAUAGCUGUCCGUAAUAGUACGCUGUCUGUAAGUUGUCGAUGCGAAGAGAUUAUAAUGUAAAGUAUUUUUUUGUCUUUUUAUAGGGAGACCUGAUAGCUAUCAAACGUUUGCACAAGAAUUUUGUCAAAUUAUCUCGUGACAUUUUAAUAGAGCUGAAACAGGUGAAAUAAAUCACUUGCGUACGUUUUAAUUAUAUAGGUACAACACUAAACAUCGAUAAGUCAAGCGGCCCUAAAUUACCGAAGGAUCUCUAAUUUGACAUUACUAAAGGUGCGUCCGCGACUGCGCUCUUUGUGCGGCACUGCAUUCAAACACAGUUCUACCGAUCAUCUUGAAGAGGAGCAGAUCUCUGGUUUAGCCUGACAGAUUAUAGACGCUUUUGAUACUCUCUAUUACAAGUGAAAAAAAUCGUGACAUUUAUUUCCACUUACAGAAAAAUACUAAUUGUAAGUUAAAUUAUUAUUAUUUGUUUGCGAAGGUACGCGACCUAGUUCACACGAACCUCAACCCUUCCAUUGGAGUGUGCGUCACUUGUCCUAAUAUCUGCAUAAUCUCAAACUACUGUUAUAGAGGCAGCUUAGAGGUGAGAAAGUUCCCCACAAGUCAUAAAAACGGCCAGGAGGGGUCAUUACUCGGAGGGUCAAUCACGUGAUCUUUUCUGUAGGUUACCUAGCGGCCAACGGAAUGUGAAGUUGUUGUCUUUUGAAUUAGCGCGAAAGUACUAGUUGAGGACAAUUUUAAACGCCUUCUACUGGAGACGGGACCCCUAAUUUGUCUGGUCAUCGGAGCUACUGGAAAGUCCAGCGGUUUGUGGGGCAAAGGUAACCUCCAUUUGUCAGUUAUUUUAAGACCCUGAUUGUUGGUCUGGCCCCGCCGCCACUUCCCACUGUGCCGUCAAUUAACGCUUCACCGACUGAGCUAGUCCUGUCACGCGGUUGGAAGAAUAUGAAAGGGUCUGAAAGUGACAAAGAGUAAGAACAGCGUUAAAUUUACGUUAACCAUGACUGAUUUCCUUGGAACGUUUUAACGUGGUCUUCUUUUCAGGAAAUAUUGGCAAAUGAUAAUAUCAAACUUGACUGGUUCUUUCGUGCAUCCUUUGCUCAAGACAUUGCCAUGGUAAUUAUUCAAUUUAGUGCUAUAAAACCCAUUUAACAUCAUUCAAGAAAAGAAAACAAGGAAUAUUACCUUAAUUGAUUUUCCUUGUCACUGUAUAUAGGAUUAGUAGUUAAACUGAUAAAUUGUAACUAAAUCAGACUAUAAGAUAAUCGAAGCAGCCCACUGUUCCUCUUAGUUUCAACAAUAUUAAAGGAAAACUACCAUCAUUAAAGAUUGCGAUAUCGUUGCAUCUUUUUAACGAUAGCAAUUUUCAAAUUUCACCUAGGGAAUGUCUGCGUUACAUGCCUCUCCCUUACAAGUGCAUGGUCAUCUUAGAUCAUCCAAGUGUUUGAUUGACAGCCGGUGGGUGUGUAAAGUGUCGGAUUAUGGUCUGCACCUUUUAAAGUCUGGUCAAAAGCCUGAAGAUGUUAGCGAAUAUACUGAAUACCAAAGUAAGCUGAGAGGUUUGAACAGUUCAAAUAAUCAACUAACGAAAAAAAAAACUGUUCAUGCACCCUUUCCCAAAUUUGCAUUAAAUUCGUUAAGAGGCAAAAAGUUGAAAAGGAAAGAUUAACCAAAGCAUCUUUAACCUUCAAAACAACAGAACCCUUUGCGUCGCCUGAUCUGUCGUCAUAUAUGUACUCUAGUUGUGGGAAUUCAACACAAAAUAUCGCAGAACUAAGUUAAUUAAUCACGAUUUUUUAUACCUUAUCUAGCUAUUUAAAAUAAUGAGUGAAGCUAAUUCCGAGACAGAAUAGAAAAUGUUAAAUUUUUUGGUUAAUAAUAAACAAAACCCAGCCAAACCUCCAUUAACGGGACACUUGCUUUGGUCCCGAGGGUAUCCCCUGAAUAGAGGCUCCAGAGUACAUCAUUUUCCGAAACAGGUCAGUCCGUCCUUCAUAUAUUUUAGUUUUAAAACAACAAAAGUAAUUUCUCUCGCGGAGUUUUAACAUCAAUGGAAGGUCCAUGAUGAUAAGCUGUUACAUGCGUUUAUUAAAGUGGAAUCAAUGCAAAAUGUACAGUUUUUUCCUCAUCUUUCGAGCUGACCGCUCCCCCACUUUGUAAAUUAAUUAUGGUAACAAGUUUAUAUGCUCCUGAAUGUAACUGUAAUUUUAGGCUUGCAAUUCUUACUAUUAAUUCGUAAUUUGAUUUGUGAUGCGCAUUUGAGCAUCCAUUGGGAAUUAGCACACAACAAAUUGUAUGUUAUCUUCAUCAUUGUCAUCAUCAUCAUUUUCAUUUUCAUUAUCGUUAUUAUCAUUAUUACUAUUAUUAUCUGUUUAGAACUUUUUUGGAAAGCACCAGAAUUUCUUGGGGAGGAUGUAGAUUUACCAUUUUCACAACCAGGUGAUGUGUACAGUUAUGGAAUUAUCCUCAGCGAACUACUCAGUAGAGAGAUGCCAUAUUUUUCAUAUAAUAUGAGCCCCAAAGGUAGGUUCUUUAUACCAUUAUAUUUUUAUCAGUUUAUGAUUUCAGUAAAGUUUGUUCUUGUCUUUCUUUUCAUUCAUUAUUGUCAAAUUCAUUGUCAAAUUCAUCGCACAAGUGUGGAAUAUUUUACUCGCACAUGCUCGGAUUGGCUAACUCCGAAGGUGGCGGACGAAUUAUUUAUUAUCCUAACAAAGUAUUUUCUUUAGCAAAGGAUACUCGUGAGACUCGUGAGCCCCGAAGUCGUCUCAUUUAAACGUUCGCAAAUGAUCGUACUGGAAAGUCUGACACCAUUUUUCCUCUUUAGAUAUUAUCAAACAAGUAGCAAAACAGCUUAUUCCUCAAUUCAGACCUGAAUAUCCGACUGACAUAGCGGGUGACAAAGGCGUCAUUCGCUUGAUGCAGAUGUGCUGGGACAACGACCCUCUUAUGAGGCCGACAUUUUCGGAGAUAAAGUCAAAGUUGAAAUCACUUAAUCGAGGAAAGUAAGUCUCUUCGUUCAUCACAACUUCAAUGCCAAUGUAAAUAAGCCUUAGACGCAGUGCAAAAUAUUGACCAGUCCAGUUCCCGUCUGGAUUAAAAUUGUUGUUACAUAAGUCAUGAUUCAGAUCUAGGCUUGUGUGACGGAUGCUAUAUUUAUAUUUUACCUGCGUCAUAUCCGUAACCUGUCAGAAUUUAUGUUCUUCGUCUAAUGCCAAAUCUGCCCAGCUAAGCGUAUCACACCUUCCUUCAUAUAAAAGAUUUUAUAAAAUUUUCAUUCGUGAGAAAACGUUGUAAGGCUAGCUCCACCCCCCAAACCUCACCUCCCUAUUGCAAAGUGGGCUAACCCAUAGCACUGAAUCGAGUGCUGAAAAUGGACGAGUCCAUUAAGUGAAACUAGGCCAAGAUCUAGGGGAUAUAGUAUUUAAUAAAUAUAUCUUGGAAAUAUAGUAUUUGUAUAGUGGUAUCUUCAGAACUAAUAGUGUUGGCGUUUUGACUCUGAAGCAAAUAAUGGUGGAGCGAUGUAAUGUUUGCGUCUCCUUUCUUCAGGAAUUCUAACAUUGUUGAUAACAUGAUACGCAUGAUGGAAAACUAUACAGACCAGCUUGAACAUCUUGUGGACGAGAGAACAAUGCAACUGGCGCACGAGAAGGCUAAAACAGACGAACUACUUUACAAAAUGUUACCAAAGUGAGUACAGUAACUCUUAUAGUUUUUAAGGUAUUUUCAAUUUUUGUUUGACAUGUAGAAUUUUUCAUUUUGUACUUGAUUCAUUAAAACGGUUUUUAAAAUGAAAUUAUUGCGCCUCCCUGAUUUUGAAUGCAUGUUUAUGACUCAGAAAUCCUUUUUGUCCAUAGCUCGUGUUUAUGUCUAGAUUUGGACCCUUGGGAUAUAAUUGUCUUUGAGCCUGAUCGCCAUGUAAAUGUACUUUGUUGGCCCAGAUCGUUUGGCAAUUUCACGACGAAAUGAAAAUCCAACAUGGCAAAUCUUACUGAGAUGACAGACAGUUUAAGUCACGACGUAAUUCCAGGCCACAUGACGUCAUCUGGAGCCCUUAUGCUUAAAUAUUGACAGCUAGGCUCACUGUCAGAGCUCAAAAUUCUAGGCCGUUUUUUUUCGUUCUGCCUUCUAUCCCCUGUUGUUUGAAGAUUGUUCAAAAAGCUAAUCACUUCGUCGGCUUUUGAAUAAUUUCAGUUCAAGUUUAUAAUUUAAUUUAUGGCCAACACUGUCCUUGUUUAUGUUUAGGUCAAUUGCAGAAGACCUAAAACAAGGAAGAUCUGUAACGGCUGAAAGUUUUUCCAGCGUAACAAUUUGUUUCAGUGACAUCGUGGGCUUUACUUCCAUGGCCGCCCAAUGUACACCAAUGCAGGUAAAAUAAUCAGAAAGGGGUUAAUUUACAUGCCGGGUCUUAGAACCUUAUUGCACAGUUAGCUUCCAUCCUUUCCGUUUUUGUGCAAGUGAGGUUAAAUAACGUUUAAGAGGCUGGAAAUGGUUUUAUCAACUAAAUGCGCGCGUUUUGCACUCAAUCAAAAUGUAGCUAACAAAUGUCGCAACACCGGAAAUUGAAUACUGACCAAAAGCGCGUGAACUGGAAAUCAAACAAAGUUUAUUCAGUGAUCAGCCGUGGUCAUUUGCAUACAAGCAAUCUGUGUCAUCUUAUUUGCCAUUUUCACAUUUCCAUAAUACACCUUUUUUGUCCCCAAAACUUUGCACUCAUAAGCAUUGUCUUAAUUUUCUUCUUGGGACCACUAAAGGCAAACAUUAUGAUGCAAUUUUUGGGGGGGCGGGGGGGGGGGGGGNGGGGGGGGGGUGGGUGGGUUGUGGGGUGUAACUACCGAAGGCGACUUUUCUUUAUGGUAUGUGACAGCAUUCAAACGCAACAACAAGAAUGGAUGUCGAUGAAGUUGCUAUUAAUGACUUUGUUAAAUCGAUAGUUGGUUUAAACUGAAAUUAAAAUAUAAAAUAAACUUACAAAAUGUAAAACGGCUACAAAGCGACAAAAUAAACCGAAAAUGAAACUAAAACACGGACUGAAACGUACAUUGUGUAGCAGUGUAAACCAUGAAGAAAGUAAACUCUGCCGAUACAGGAAAAAACUGCGCGAUGUGCACUCCACUAGGUGAAACUUAAAAGUGGCUAAAGUCUGGAACUUAAACUUAACUAAAAAAGGUAAAAAAAAUAAAGAUGCAAAUGAACGCACUACUUUUCCCAAGGGGGGCUGAUUAGAGGUGGCUACUGUUCUUGGGUGUUUGAUACAAUAGGAGGGGGUGGGGUGGGGAAAACAAGGUGUAUUAUGGGAAAUAAGUAAAUUGGAGAAAUCUGAGUUUGGGUCGUAUAGAUGCCACAUAAAACUGAGAGAGGAUGAGUCAUAAUUAAUAGUUAAGUAGCUUGUGAAAUUACUUUUAUAUUGCUGACUGAUGAGAGGUUCCUUUAAUCAUACAAAAUUUCUUCUCUUCAUCACAUUGACAUUUUUUCUAACAUUCAGUCAUUAAAAACCGAGCCCGAAAAGCACUUUAGAAAGUAACACUUUUGAGGCACUUUGAACCAUAAUAAUUAUUUCGAAGUCGUUUUCUCGUCAUUUGUGAUUGUAUAUCUAUUAGUAAUUAUGGACGGUAAUGACAGUAAAUGAAUGAAUAAGGAAAUAAUUAUUGCUGAUCGCCAAUAAUUAUGCAGGGAACCAUACCAAGUUUUCAUCUUUUGUCUGAAUUGCAGGUGGUGCAUUUUCUUAACGAGUUAUAUACCUGCUUUGACAACAUAAUUGAUGCACAUGAUGUUUACAAGGUUUGAGUCUAAAAUAUAUUUCUAUUAGUAAAGGUAAUAGCAUGAUUUGUAGUGAUAUUUGGCAUAAAUACCACAAGUGAUAUUUCAAUAUUGUUAUACGUAAUUUCACCAGCCGUUAUGCGAGUGAAAUUUGAGACAAUUUUGAAAUAUCACGAGUGGUAUUUAUGCCAAAUAUCACGUACAAAUCCUGCUAUUAUUUGUUUAUACUUCUACCCGCAAAAGGUUUGUAAUUUUCACAUGUAGGUGUUUCAAAUUAAGCUGAAACACCACUGCUCUAAGCCAAUCAAAUUGCAGAAUUUUCUCAUGUAGUAAUAUAACUAUAAAUAUAUUACUAUAGCGUAUUCUUAACAGAUACGACGAAUAGGUCAGUGUAUCUGGUCAUAUAGCGUAACAAACACCUCCUUUGCACACUGCUCAGUUUGUAAAUUGUCGAUUUGUACGAGAGCAUUAUCGUGUACGUCCGAUCUGCGGUACGCGCCGCGCUGUUCCAAAUACUCUUUCAACUCAAUCGAUAUUUGACCGAUAAAGUUCUCGACAUUAGGUAAGCGUCUCUAAAAUAUGGGAUAGAGGUAGGGAUAGGAUAAAAAAAUCAGGAGAUUUUGGUCUAGAGAAGGGUAUCAUUUAUGGCAAAUUGCCCAUGCAGUAGUAUGAAGUUGAAGUUGCUGUUUCAAAAAUUGAAUCUGAGUCUGGGUAAGGGUAGGGAUUUUUGGUGCCUAGUCUAGAAUAAAGCAUGAAGCAGAAUCGCAGGUUUAAAUUCGUUUAUGGGAAUCGAAAUCAACUUUGCUUGGGAACGUACGCUCCCUGUAUGUAUUUCCAAGUGUACCUCUCUUGGUAAUAGGUUGAGACAAUUGGUGAUGCAUACAUGGUGGUAUCUGGUUUGCCUGUUCGGAAUGGUAACAAGCAUGCGGGAGAGAUAGCUACGAUGGCGUUACACCUCCUGAGUUUCACGAGAGACUUUAAAAUCCAGAAUCUACCCAAUAGCAGACUUCAGCUGCGUCUAGGAAUUCAUACCGGUUUGUUGAUUUGCUUUUUCAUCAGAGUUUUUACUCAAUAUGAAACAUCUUACAUAUCAUUAUUUCUCCGUUUCCGUGUGGCUCAACUCUUCCAGGUAAUCCUCCAUAAUCAGCUAGUGUUGACCAAAUUUAGAAGAUGCAUACUUGCCGAUAUUGACAUACGAUUAACGAUUGACGUCAGUUGUACUCAGGAUAAUCGACAAUGAAGGGGCAUACGGCGCGCUCUCUCAGAGAUGUUUUGCCACUGUAGAGAUACAAAAAUUUCAGUGGGACAAAGAUUUUCACGCGUCAUGGCUCAAAUUCAAAUACAAAUAUAUGUACAUUCACCACAUCGACAAAACGGCCCUGUAUUAACAACAUAAGAUUCCUCUAUCUCGGAUUUGUUAUUUAUGCAUAUGCAAACAAGCUUAUCAAUAAAAUACAAGAACCCUGUUCUAGUCCAUCUCUCAGGCUAUGCUUACUGCUUACGCCCGGAAUACGAAUAAGAAAAGCUGAUAAGCAAAACGACUCUCUCUUUACUUAUUUUUUGUAUGCUUUUAAACUUAAACGUUUUCUUUCACGAUUCUUUUUCAAGGCCUUGACUCAAACUGAGAGACCCACCACGUCUGUUGUUUUGAAAAAAUCAGAGAAAGCAGCUGAGUCUAAUUAUAAGCUGAUCACAUUUUUCACCAUGUGUAGACUUUUUUUUUUUCCUCAAAUGUUAAAUUAUAGGGUCUUGCGUCGCUGGAGUUGUAGGACAUAAAAUGCCUAGAUAUUGCUUGUUUGGAGAUACUGUCAAUUAUGCCUCGAGAAUGGAAUCGACUGGGCUUGGUGAGUGAAUACUCUUAAUUACGAGAUUAUAAGGGACUCUUCCACCUGUAGCGAACUCAACCAGGGCCACCUGAAAUAUAAAUUUUAUUGAGAUACUGUCAUUUUAAUCUGAUAACGAACUACACAAGGUAUACUUUAUUGUUGGGAUCGUGACCUGAUUCGUUGGGCAAGCAGCAGUGUCUUGGGCGGCCCCAAUUGAAUUCGGUGCACUGUUAUCAAAGUUAGGCCCAGUUCAAACGUCGAACUUUUCAAAUCAUACAAGGUCGACGGUUGAUUUGAAUUUAAUUAGUUUUCGAAUUUGAAUUUAAUUAUUUUCACGAUGUUGACAAUGAUCUACAUUGCUUCAGCUAGAGAAAAAAAAUUAUAAAGUAAGUUAUGCAUUAGGUUAGACACAUGGAGAGUUUCAUCGUUUGUAACGAAGUCGCUCCAUAUGGGCCAGUCGAACUUAAUUCAUGGGUCUACUCAAAAUUAGAUAUGUUGGGCGACUUAACUGAUUAAAACGUUGAUCUUUUCGUUUACUUAAUCGAAAAGGAUUAGAAUCGGUACAUGAAAAGUUCGAACUUUGAACUGGACCUUGGGUUAAUGAAUAUGAUUAAGAAUAAUGAAAAUGUACUUCUUUUGUUAAUUAUAUUGAGUGAAACCCAGUGUUGUCUUAAACAAGAUUUUCUUCUUCUUUUAUUUAAAAAGUUAAUAUUUUCUUUGUUGAUCAGCCUUAAGAAUUCACGUGAGCCCAGAAUGCAAAGCUGCGUUGGAUCGUAUAGGAGGGUUUUAUUUGAAGGAGAGAGGUCCUGUAACUUUGAAGGUUGGUUGAGAAAUAAUGUGACCCCGCUAAUCAUCAUCAUCAUCAUCAUUAAAACAUUUCUCACUUCACGAUUAAAUUGUUUGGAAACAGCUACUCUUAAUUAAUCCGUCAAAGUUUUUGUGUGUUCACAGGGACCGUAAAAAGGCAUUGUCUAGCACCUUUGAAAAACGAAUCCCUUUUUUUUAUUCAGAUUUACAAUGGGUAUUUGGGAAAACUCAUCAUGCCUUUCCAUUUUAUCCCCUGAUCACGAAAUUUAAAGACUCUCGAAAAGCUAUUUUUUUUUGGCAUGGGUCCUGGCUUUGGUUGGACUGACUGUCAUACUAGAUCAUUGAGCUGCUGUAGUUGUUCUCUUUUAUUUUCAGGGAAAAGGAACCAUUAUCAGUUAUUUCUUAAACGGAAAGGAAGGGUUCACUAAACCUCUACCGAACCUUCUAGAUGCAGCACCCUUGUCAGAACAUGAAUUUAAACAAUAA
This is a messenger RNA of Porites evermanni, 15727 nucleotides long. The record is from the annotation of a GenBank genome assembly. NCBI's taxonomy places the organism in Eukaryota, Metazoa, Cnidaria, Anthozoa, Scleractinia, Poritidae.